GACCAGCCAGUCAUGGCCUAACAGACUGAAUGCAAUGUAUCAAUCCGUGGGCGCUGUAUGCAUUCACUGUACCCACAUGCCAGCAACUACAAGAUGUUCAAGUUCCUUGCAAGAGGUUGCUACUACAAUUAGCUCUGUUAUUCACCCAAAUGCUUCUUUUCGUAGCCUGAGGAGGGCGACUUCGAACGCAGUGAUUCGCACUGAUGUGCUGUACCUGUCAGGAUUGUCCGAAUUAUAAAGUGCGUGUAACACGCACGCAGCUGCUACUACGUCAGUCGGCAGUACCUGCUUAGCAACCGACAUUGGCUGCCCGGUAAACUGCUCCUCAAACCAACUCAAGACACCAAGCGCUUCAAGGAAUUCACAGACACAUACUAUAGCUGACAAGUAACGACGCAACGCAUGAACAAACCUCAGCAAACAAUAUUGACUAGGACGAGAAGCUAUUGUUGAUGUUUAAGUGAGUGUGAUCAGCCCGUGAUUUGCCUACUGUACCAGUUCUCACCUACUCUAAAAACUUGUCAACUGGUCGCUCAGCCAACACAAGGCUUCUAUGCUUCGACAUGCCUGACUAUUGUAAAACGGCUGGAUAAUAUUUGCAUUGGGACAAGAUUUCACCUGCUUCACACACAGUAUUUGCUAUCCAAACAAGGCCUGCAUAGCUGAAGGGUCAGAACGAUGUAGCCUUGCUCCGUCAGGUGGCUACUGUGACAUUAUGCUGAAUACGUGGUGAAGUGAGCGCUCAAUACAUUGCUGGUUACUGAUGCUGGGCUAUUAAUGAUACAUCAGCAAACUACAGGAAUCAAGCUGAUCAAACUUCCUCGCUGAGGUGAAAUUUUGAACAUCACUGAAGACGAAGAAACGAAGUCUGCCGGCCGCGCAUUCAACUUCGCAUUUUAUUAAUUUGUUUACAGACGACACGUUUAUCAUCGUAAAGGAUGUUGUCAAUGGAACUUUUAACUUCCUGGACCAACAUAAGAAUGAUUGCUUCACUUCCGUGAUUGCCUGGUUCAAUCCAGACCUGAUAUUGGUAAAGUCAACUUAAAUAGUACUGAGACAAAAACAACUACGCUUCAGUCACGACAAAUGUCGCAAUAAUCUGUUGUAAACAACUAUCUUCCUGUGAGAAAUUAAAAUAGAUUCGUCUUACAUAACGAGACAAAAGUCGGACUUGAUUCCUGUGAGUGAUACCAUCAUCUGAUGACCGCUUCCUGUGCAUAGAUAGAACGCGGCCUAACACAGUUUCCUGUUAACGUACUUUGUUAGCGGUGUCUGUGUGAUAUACCGUGCACUUAAUUACUGGAUAUAACCCAGGUAUUCGAGAAUCGGAGUCCCUCUGGUGAGAUCAUCGAAUUUGUUUCAGUUCAUCAGUUAAUGAUGUGAAAUGAACGCCUGAACAGCAAACUACUUGGAAUAUCCCCCAACUAAACCAACAUGGGCUCUUCAGAACUCCUGCUGCACAAUCGCAAAAGCUCCAUGCCUAAAUUCAGGGAAUCCUGCGAGUUGCAAACGAUCCAUGAGGACGAGGAAAGUUUAACCGAGUUGGACAAACUAAAGAGUGUUACAACUAGACUACACCUCACCACGACUCGUCCAUCCAUCGUGGAAUGGAAAGCGACUUUGGAGAAGCCACCAUUUUUGCAGAACGGUGACUGUGCUGGUGACUCUGACGACGGCCUCCGUAGAUGCCUGGAGUGUUGCGAAAAAACAGACGCAGAAAGGAAGGAGGCACUGCAACGAUCUAUCGAUUGGAUCAAAGACGAACUGGCGGCGAUGAAGUCACAGGAUCAUGUGCUAGCUAUGCAACUGAUGCGCCUACGCAGUGAGAUUCAGCAACUGAGGCUUCAAAGGAGCAUCAGUGCGCAUAAAGAGUUGAUAGAAGAUGCAGCAUAUAGCAUGGAGGAAGAAAUCGAACAAAAGACUGGACUGUGUGAUACCCCAGUUAUAGGAGUGUUCCUGCCGGGUUUGGAUAACCCACUCAAAGACUUCGGUGUGACUCGCAUGAAUUUGAAUGCCAGGAGGUUCUCGUUGCGGUAGCAAGCUUCUGACAUUCGAUUAAAGAGAAGAUACAACAUUUGCAAACAUCAAAAAACAAAAUGAUUAAAUACCACGAAAUUCGUUACUGGACUGUUGGGGAAUGACAGUCUAAAGCAUCCCGUACAAUCUUGGCUCCUGGUGUACUGACAUUUUUAA
Messenger RNA from Patiria miniata (bat star), 2193 nucleotides. RefSeq names its product protein FAM167A-like. The transcript is spliced from 4 exons. Bases 1435 to 2037 code for a protein of 200 amino acids. The record is from RefSeq and is a predicted model, not a curated record. Lineage: Eukaryota; Metazoa; Echinodermata; Asteroidea; Valvatida; Asterinidae.